UCGGGAGUCGGAUUGUUUUGGUUGUUGCACACUAUCCCGGAAGUAGUCCUUGACCAUGCUGAAAAUAUACUCACGUCGAUUGAAGAACAAUCUUUUGAAAUAACGUAUCUGGGUUGUCAGGCAGGUUUGACACAUCACAGUCACAAGUAAUGAAACUCAAAGAGUUAGAGAGCUGUUUGCAGCAGGUGGACACGUUUGAAGAGCCGAAAAUACUUCUUGAGCAAUAUCCAACCAGUCCUCAUAUUGCUGCAUGCAUGCUUUAUACAAUAGACAACACGUUUGAUGACAUUGAGGGCAAACUAGUGGCAGAUCUGGGAUGUGGCUGUGGAGUCCUCAGCAUCGGGGCUGCGGUGCUAGAUGCAGGUUUGUGUAUUGGCUUCGAUAUUGAUGACGACGCACUAGACAUAUUCAAAAGAAAUGCAGAAGAAUUCGAGAUUUCUAACUUGGAUCUGAUCCAGUGUGACCUGUGUUCUCUGGAGGCAGAGGCUUAUGCAAAAAAGUUUGACACUGUCAUAAUGAAUCCACCAUUUGGGACCAAACACAACCAAGGCAUGGACAUGAAGUUCUUAAAGGCAGCUUUAACAAUGGCAAAGACAGCAGUGUAUUCCCUCCAUAAAACAUCAACACGAGAGCACAUACAAAAGAAGGCUAAUGACUGGGGAGUGAAGAUGGAAGUAGUAGCAGAACUAAGAUAUGACUUGCCAGCAUCUUACAAGUUCCACAAAAAGAAAUCGGUUGACAUCCAGGUGGACUUCCUACGCUUCUCCACGACCUGAAGCUCUUACUGGAAUGGAUUUAAGUGGCCUCUGCAUUUUCACUGUUUAUAAUAAAUGUUUCAACAAAAAAAAGAAUCCUGGUGCGAUAUUGUGACUAAGAUCCGUUUUCAGUUUUGGGGACCUUUGCUGCGGGACCAUCACUGUCUUCUCUUUCUCUCUUUGGGGCUAAGGGUGCUAGAGGAAAAGUACAAAAUAGAUACGAUAUAAUUCACAUCGUCUUUAAUAUCGACAUCAAUGCAAAAGGUGAAGCUCUGGAAGAUGCUUGACUUACCGUCACCAUCAUCAUCUUCAAAUUUCGUUUUCUUGCCCUUGAAAUGAGUCCUGCCUUGAUCUCUGCCACCUCUUCCCCUUCGGCUGCCUCUUCCUCCUCCUCUGCCGCCUGAUCUUCCUCUUCCUCCUCCUCCUCUCCCGCCAGCUUUUGAAACAAAAUAGGUACAUCAAUACAACAUAAAUACAUUUCAUUAUUGAUGAUUUACAAAUUAGAUCAGCUGCUAAACAAAAAAUAAAAAAAACAUUUACAUCUGUUUUUGGAUCUGUUGAAUGAUUCUUGUUGAGCUUCGAUGAUCUUCUUCAUUUCCUCCUUCUCCUCCUCUCCCUCAAGCACCUGCCAUGUCACACUGUUGGACUUGAUUUUCAAUUCCCCUUCAUGAGCCUCUUUGGCCUUAUCGAAUGCCUCCUUUGCAAUUCCAUCGAACAGGAGGGUGCCCUUGUUGAAAACAAAAACAAAUCAUUUUAACUACAUCACAUCACUUUGCAGAGUGUGAGAUAUGUGGGGUUGAGUUUUUUUUGCUUACCUCUUUGGCUCCUCUUGUAAAAUCCACCCACUUUAUCUUUCCAUGCCCAGAGAACAAUUCAUGGAAGUCUUCUCUUGAAACAUCUUCAAGCUCUCCUGAGAACUUCAACAAGCAACCCGUCUUUUCACUCAAAAGCAGACCCUGCAACAGAAAUGACAAAUUAAUACGUGUGCCCAGAGCCCAUCCGAGUUAGAGAGUGGACGUUUUUAAAUCACUUUUAAGGAUCUUACCAUCUCUUUGUCUUCUACUUGUUUCUGCUGGUCUUCCUUGUCCCUAAAUAAUAUUUUUUUGGGGAGAAGGGAGGUCAGUAAUUCUUCAUUAAAUGCACAGGAUGUUUUAGGACAGAAGGGUGUUGCUUGUGUACUCACUGUUUAGCCUUUGCUUUGGACUCUGCUUUGUAAUGUUUCCUCUCUUCUGCCUUCUUU
Molecule: messenger RNA, 1995 nt
Organism: Eleginops maclovinus (Patagonian blennie)
Lineage: Eukaryota; Metazoa; Chordata; Actinopteri; Perciformes; Eleginopidae
Gene: mettl5
Product: methyltransferase 5, N6-adenosine
Exons: 7
Coding region: 150-776 (208 amino acids)
Biological process (GO): rRNA methylation
Molecular function (GO): rRNA (adenine-N6-)-methyltransferase activity; nucleic acid binding
Source: RefSeq, a predicted model, not a curated record